AUGAAUUUCAUAACACGAUUUUGUGCAACAGUAGGAGCAGAGACAGCUUUUGAAAGAGUAUAAAUAAUUAAAUUGAUUAUAUAGGCGAGAUUAGCAGCUACUUAUGUAAAUACUUAUCCUCCAGAUGAGAGUGAUAUUAAAAUUAUAUUAAAUGCACUUUCUGGUUAUGAUAAACAAACAGAUAGAAGAAUCGCUUUUGGUUCUAUAAUACGAAAAUUAAAAUAAAAUCAUACUGAUGAAGAUGGAUGGAUUAUCAUAAUCAAAAAUUUGAUUAUAAUAGAUAGGUAUUUUGGUCACAAAAAUUGAUCAGGUGUGUGAAUGAUGGUAUUCUUUUAAAAGAAUUUUGUGAGUUAGAUUUACCUAGUAUAGAGAAUCGAUAAGAAAGAAAUAAAAACAAUCAUAAAUUAUUAAUACAUGAGUUGAUUUCUAAAUAUUACCUUUAUAUCAAAUUCAAAUCCUAGUAAUUAAGAACUUCAUUCUCCUUGACAUUAUACAAAAAAGAAAAAUAUUUAUACUUUAAUUAACUAUCUACUUGUUAAACCAAAAAUGAAAUCAAUUUAAUUAUACAAUUUGUAUAAAAGGCUUUUGAAGUUAUAGAUACCAAAAAAAAUGGACAUCUUAAAUAUAAAUUAAAUUAAUAUGUUUUUCUAACUAUUCUUAAUGAUUUAUUUAAAUAUUAUACUUGUUCACUUGUUGCAUUUAAUAUUUUGAUUAAAAAAAUAGAACAAUUCAAACUUGAAGAACUUCUUCAAAUUGCUGAAAUCACAAGAUUACUAUCUAAUUUUUGUAAUUAAUUAGACUCAUUUAUUAAUUAAAAUAGAUUUAUUAAAGGAUUUGAAUAUUAUGAUGUAGAAUAUAAGGUAUUUCAUAUCUAUAUUCUAAGAUUACCCCCAAUUUAUUAGAGAUGAUUAUCGAAUAUUUAAAUUUAUAUGAAUAAAAUUAAAAAGGUACAUAGAAUUAACUUAAAGAAAUUCAAUUUAAUACAUAAAAAUCUAAACUAAUACUAGAAAAGAUAUGUAUUUAAUUAAAUUCAUUAUUUAGUUUCACAAAGUUUAAAUUAAAUAUAAAGCAAUUAUUUUGAUAAUAUUUAAGGAAAUAUCAAACAAUAAAGUAAAUUGGUAAUGUAUUGCAAUUAAUUCAGACAUAAGUUUGAUGAAAGUAUAUUUUAAGGAUUCAAAAAUAAUUUUUCAUCCAAGUAUGAAUACUUUAUUGAAUUCAAAUUAGUUAUAUUUAAAUACCAAAUCAUCUCAAAUAGAAUAAUGAAAUUCCUGAAUUUUAAGAAGAAGAUGAAGAUUACGAUUUUCUAACCAAAGUUGAGGAGAAUAAAACGAACUAUAAAUUUGAUAAAUAAAUACAUUUGCUAUAUCCUGAAGCUUUUAAUGAAAAAUUGUUCUAAAAUUUUGAAAAUAUUUAUUAUUUAUGA
Molecule: messenger RNA, 1423 nt
Organism: Paramecium sonneborni
Lineage: Eukaryota; Ciliophora; Oligohymenophorea; Peniculida; Parameciidae
Source: the annotation of a GenBank genome assembly